Eriocheir sinensis (Chinese mitten crab) is the source of this 5341-nucleotide messenger RNA. RefSeq names its product histone deacetylase 6-like. Gene Ontology annotation, biological process: chromatin organization. Gene Ontology annotation, cellular component: histone deacetylase complex. The coding region runs from base 3639 to 4604 and encodes 321 amino acids. The record is from RefSeq and is a predicted model, not a curated record. Lineage: Eukaryota; Metazoa; Arthropoda; Malacostraca; Decapoda; Varunidae. The transcript has 9 exons. Gene Ontology annotation, molecular function: histone deacetylase activity.
GAGAGAGAGAGAGAGAGAGAGACCAGAUGGAGGACAUUAGGGGAGGCUAGACCCCUAGAGUCCCUUGAUAGAGAGAGUCCCGACAACCUAAGAUUUGGACGCCAUUAUUGGCCCUGUUUUCGCCGGACUUUUCAAUCGCUAGCACACGCCCUCUUGUAUUUCUGUUUCAGCGCCAUAAAUGUCGUCCAAUGAAACUGAGCACACUUGUGUCAGACCUGCACACCUUCCUCUAACAGCCAGCAGGGAGGCAGCAGCCAGCGGGCUCUGGGAAAAUAAAUAAGAGACAGUUUGUUUCUGCAUCAACAGGUAUCGCCAGCCCACCAUUACGCCCUUAUGCUUUACCAUAAUUUGGUCACCGGCCGUUGUAAGAAGGUGACAGGAGAUUAUUAUUAGCCUUACGAUCAGCCACUGUCUCAGUUUAGGCACUCAGUAACCCACGCAGCCUGUGAUAAGGCGCGUCACGGCGGGUUGCUGGCGACCUUGAGAAGCAGCAGCGCUCAGAGAGUACGGAGAGACUUCACACAAGUCUGGGUGCUUCUCUUUGAGUGUUGCUGCUGUGAUGGAUGGAUUUAACAAUACUUAUCGCUGUAAAACAUGAUCGGCAGCAGUUGGGGAAGUCUUUCUAUUACCUACAUAUCCCUUCAUCGCCUGACCCUUGCCUGCAGGGAGGGACGCUGCCUCCUGAACGUCAUGAGCCUUGAUAUACUUGUCAUGGGCCACGUGGCUGACACACUACCCAAGCUCCAUCAAUGCAAAGACACUUUGCUUCCUUUCCAUUACCUGCUUGCAGUAAACCUUAGCAUAUGGAGAGAAAAUUAGUGUAAACUAAUUAUCUGGGGGUGGAGGGGCCCUGAUUCCAUUACUCGCCGGGCUGCUCUCUUUAUUGUGUUAACACACACACACACACACACACACACUAGGAUGUAGCUGCUGCCAUAAAUGUUCUGUGCGAUUCCAAGGUACUGUGAAGAUAAAUCAUCAAUGAUUAUAGUUCAGAUUUGGAUAGUUUAAACUGAGGAAGGGUUGAUGGGGGGAAAAACCCCACCCAGCAGGUGAUAUUAAAUUUGAAUAGAUCUGUUCAGUCUAGUGGUGGGGUGCUGUGCAAUGACUUGCUCAGUGUUGUUCUCCAGUGAGUAUCAGCUGUGCAGUGCUCAGUCUUGUGUAGGUAAUAUUGCACUCCUGCCGGUGCACAAGUGAACCAUUAGUUGCACUUGCACAACUAAAUUAGUGCUUGUGCAAGGCCCUUUCUUGGUUGUGAUGCCUGCCACUGGUUAUUAUAUUAUUUUUGAUAAAUUCUUGAUAUGCUGUGCAAGGAUAUAGAUAUUGGUUAUCAUGCCAGGGUUUGAUGGGGUUGUAUUCACCUCAGAAAACAUGGAGUGGCAGCACACGGGGUAGUUUUCGAUAAAUCCCUGUGAUCCGCUUUGCAAUGGUUAUAGAUAUUGGUUAUUAGCUGAUAGGUUUAAGUGGGGUGAUAUUGAUUUAAGACAAAACGGAGUGACAGCGUACGGGCUCAGUGUCGGCCUCUGCAAUACUGCACAGUGUGUCUCAGGGUAUUUGCCUUACUUUCUGCGAUUAUCCCCAUAAUAACAUGUGUCCACAAGCUUCUGUUGUGUGAUAAUUGAAUUUCUACACUUAAAUCAUUGAAAAUUACCCCAUAUCGAAAACUUUGGGCAAAUAUCGCCACUGAAGUGUAUCUUAAACUGUUGAUGAAGGUGAACUUUUGUGUUGCAGGAUGACGGAAGACAAGCCGCAGAGGAAGACGUCAGCCACGAACCCCCUGCGAGGUCAGCCUCCUGCCGGGGGCGCGGCAGCGGCAGCAACCGAUGACAAGAGAGAGAGAGAGAGAGAGAGAGAGAGAGAGAGAGAGAGAGAGAGAGAGCAAUCCUGUCUACUGAUACAUACACAAAACAAUGCUGAGCUAAGUAUCUCCAUUCUUUCAUCUCUUGCUCUGGAAAAACCCCAAGACCUUUGUGUGUAUUUCCUCCUGCCUAUGACUUGAACACUUGCAAGAGGGAAGUAUCAAGACACUCUCCCUCUGAAAGUGACACUCUUCUUGCCACUCAGUUCUGCACACUUUUACAGGAGCAACUCUUAGCAUGUCUGAUGAUUUUUUAAUAUACUUAUUUACUCUUUUUCUAUUUACUCAUAAUGUUUAUAGCCUGGGUCUCAGGGCCGUAGUACUAGACAUUUCGCCGCCCAAUUUCAUACAUUUGACAAGGCUUUCGUAGGAGUUGUGGGUAUUUCCAGGAGUAGUUUUAUGACCCUGGUUUGGCCCUUUUUCUGUUCCGUGAACCUUAAAAAACACCCAUUAGAACCCGACUGAUCCCCUCUUUAACCCUUAGAAGUAGUUGAUGUGAGAAGCGAGAAUGUCUUAUAAAUCCGACCUCAAAGUUAAAUGGUUGUGAAGUGGUCUGGGAAAAUGCAUUGGAUGGCCUUUACUUGUCCUGCCAACCUUUCAUAGCUGCAAGCACUCUACUGUCCCUCAGAGCACACACACACGCACGCCUAUGCACAAACCUCAGCAUGCGAUCGGAGGAGGCUAGACUGAACCUGGUGUGCCGUUUGAACCCUAAGCACGAAUAUUUUCUCUUCUAGUUUGAUUCUGAGUUAGUUGUUGUGUCUGCUGGUCAUGACUCGGCAGUGGGGGAUGAAAAGGCAAGUCCUGCUCUCUUUCUCUUGGUCUAAAGCCUUACUAUACUUGUGUUAUAUAGAGAAUGAGCUACACUUGUGGGCUCUCGUGUAUGUCUGUUGGGGUGGAGGUUGGAUGUGUAUGUGUGUGUGUAUUUACCUAGUGAUAUACAGGAUGAUUUACAUUGGUAUGGUCCUGUCUUUAAAUUCCAGUUUAUCAAGUUUAGCUUUAAAUUCAUGAAUAUUUUUGGCUUGAACUCUAUUUUCUCUCAUUUCAAGGUCAUUCAAUGUAUCUGUGGGGAUCUGUGUGUAUGUGUGUGUGUCUGUGCCUGUCUCUGCUUGCUUGUCUGUUUGUUUUUUGUAUGCAUUUACUUAGUCAUAGUAUAGAGGAUUUUAACUAAGCUUGUGUUGACCUGCCUCCAUAUCUGCUUUCAUACAACUGUACUUACUUUCUAUAAAUUCAUGGAUGUUCUCAGCUCUGUCUCCUCAUCCAGACACUUGCCAGUGUGAAUCACUCCAGCAGGGAAGUCAAACCUCAUAAUAAUGAUAAUAAUAAUAAUAAUGAUAAUAAUAAUAAUAAUAAUAAUAAUAAUAAUAAUAAUAAUAAUAAUAAUAAUAAUAAUGAUAAUAAUGAUAAUAAUAAUAAUAAUAAUAAUAAUAAUAAUAAUAAUAAUAAUAAUAAUAAUAAUAAUAAUAAUAAUAAUAACAAUAAUAAUAAUAAUAAUAAUAAUAAUAAUCCCUGUUGUGUGUGCAGGGUGGGUACUGGCUGCCGUCCAUGGCCGAGAGUGCCGCCCACACCCUCAGUGCCUUGCUGGGCUGCCACUGCCCCCCCUGCUGGACCCCCCUGAGGCCAUCACCAAGCCUUCAAGAGACACUGCUGAGCCUGGUGUACGUCCAGCGGGCACACUGGCGCUUCUUCCACUACCAAGGGUCCUUCAGCCAGUAGGAGGUGUGGGGCGAGGCUGACCCCAAGACCUUCACCCCGAGCCUCUUCUUCCAAGACCUCGUAGAUGUUCGUCCCUUACGCUUCCAGACCAGACACACCAUGCAUGCAGCUCCUCACACCACAGACGCAGCAGCUCAGGGAGAGAAUUGAUGAGAAACUGCUGCAGCUGAGGAAAGAAGAGGCCGUGGUGCUGAAUGAGUCUCCGAGGCUGUGUCUGGUGUGUGACGAGCAGGUGGAGCAACACUGCAGCCUUACGGAAGGGGAACAUCAAGAGCGCAUCCAGCGGGUGUGGGAGGCGCUGGGGCGUGCCGGGGUGCUGGGGCGAGGCCAGCGGCUGCAGCCUCGGUGGCCCAGCGUGAGGAGGUGGAGCUCCCACACAGCCAGGAACACGUGGCCUUCAUGUUCAGCCUCCAGGCCCAGGGGGAGGAGGAGCUGCAGACCCUUCAGGAGAACUACAAGUCUGUCGACCUCCAACCCGCCACCAACGCCUGUGCCCUGCUCUCGGCCGGCUCACUGCUGCGGGUCGUGGACGAGGUGUUUCCAGGCCGAGCCAGGGCCGACGUGGGCAUCAUCCGUUCCCCGGCCACCACGCCGAGCCGGACCGCCCCCAAGGCUUCUGCUUCUACAACAACGUGGCCGUCGCCGCCAGCUACGCCGCCUGGGAUGCCGAAGGGUGCUGGUGGUGGACUGGGAUGUGCACCACGGCAGCGGCAUCCAGCACGCGUUUGUGGCCGAGCCGAGGGUGCUGUACGUGUCCCUCCACCGCUGCGACCACGGCUUCUUCUUCCCAUCCUCUGAGGACGCAAACUACGACGAGUGGGGACGGGACCUGGCCAAGGCUACAACAUUAACAUUCCCUGGAACAAGGUCAGGCAGCGAGAGGGCCCACCAAACCCACGCCGCUGACCGCCAAAUCAAGGACACAGAAUCCAAGUCUCCCAGCAGUGUCCUGGGCCUGAUGGAAGUCUUACCAAACACUGCCGGCCAACAACCUCAACUUGCCCUCCUUCAGCAAGUCCUUCCAUGGUGAGAGUCCACAGGUGAGGCCAUGACACUUCAGCAAAGUGGACAUCAUAAGUUGCACCUGCCCAUCCUAGCCCAUCUUCAUCGCUGUGUCCAGACCUGAGCAUUCUGCACGAGCAGCAGCCAAGAAGAGGAAGAUUGUGCAUGAAGUGUUGUCACCUGUGUCAAGCAGUUCAUCUGGUGAAACAGUACUGAACCCACUGGAAAUUGAUGCUGAAGGGGAAAUUUACCUGCGUCACCACUGAUGCUGGAGGAAAGCUCUGAUGGACUGUCUGAGUGACUACAAAGCAGUAUUUUAGUUUAAUGAAGGGUGGUGGUGGUGGUGGUAAGGAAACACAAAUGUUAAUUUACCCGAGUAUGAGAAAACUGUUUUCUCAGUGUUUCAUCUAGGUUAUCUUCAGCAAGUUGAAACAUAUAGGGCUUGCAGAGUUCAUGUCAAUUAUUGCGUUUUCUUACUGCCACCAUCAAUUUCUGGUAUAUAUACAGUAUUAUAUCCUUCAUGCCAUGGUCUUAAGUCAACUUUUUUUGUUAUAUACUUAAUCGCUUCAACCUGCCAAAACUGGAAUGAAGAAUAUUGUAUUAUGUUCACUUCUUUUCUGUUUAUCUACCAACAUUAUAUUCUACUUCAAUUGAUGCAUAUUUUCUAUGUAAUUUACUGAGGAAUGAUAUUAGUUUCAUUCAUAUCUACUGUGUGUCCUGAUGCAGUUACAGUGGGCGCCGAAAGUAUUGGGACCCGCCCACUGG